Hemicordylus capensis (graceful crag lizard) is the source of this 954-nucleotide messenger RNA. RefSeq names its product U8 snoRNA-decapping enzyme-like. The transcript is spliced from 3 exons. Lineage: Eukaryota; Metazoa; Chordata; Lepidosauria; Squamata; Cordylidae. Bases 67 to 666 code for a protein of 199 amino acids. Gene Ontology annotation, biological process: mRNA catabolic process; sno(s)RNA catabolic process. The record is from RefSeq and is a predicted model, not a curated record. Gene Ontology annotation, cellular component: nucleus. Gene Ontology annotation, molecular function: phosphodiesterase decapping endonuclease activity; snoRNA binding.
AAGGCGGAGUUCCACGUGGAACUGAAGGCAGGCGUGAACUGCGGGGGGUUGUUGUAGCCUUGAUCAAUGGCCGAAUCUCGGUCCCUGAGCAGGGUUGAAGCCUUACGCCUCGGGCCACCCGAUUGGAAGCACGCUUGUCAUGCCCUGCUCUAUGCACCCUGUCCCGGCCGCCUCUUCGGGAAGAUCCCGUUGCGUUUCGCAGUGUUGAUGCAGAUGCGAUUUGAUGGGCGUUUGGGUUUCCCAGGUGGAUUUGUGGACCCGCGGGAUGCUUCUCUGGAGGAGGGUCUGAACAGGGAGCUGCACGAAGAGCUAGGCCCUGGUGCGACCUCUCUGCUUGUAGCAGAAAGGGACUACUUGAGCUCCCAUGCCUCUGAGAGACCCCAGCGGGUGGUGGCGCACUUCUAUGCCCAGCGGCUCAGCCUGGAGGAGUUCCAGACCAUAGAGGACAGGGCGACGCAGGCCAAAGACCAUGGACUGGAGGUGAUGGGGCUUGUCCGUGUUCCCCUCUACACGCUGCGUGAUGGUGUUGGUGGUCUCCCGGCUUUCCUUAGCAAUACUUUCAUCGGCAGUGCCCGAGAGCAGCUGGUUCACGCUCUGGACACUCUCCAGCUUGUGCCAGGAGAGCAGCUUCAGAAGGCUGUUACUAUGGCCCAGAAGAAACCGUGAGCCUCACUGGCUGUACCUGCUGCCUUCCUCCUCCCGAUGGCUUGAAUACGGGACCCCCCCCCCCCAUGAACUAUGUAGACUUCUGAAUGGAGCCGCUGGAGAGAGAAAUCGGAGAGUAUGUCUGCCUUGCUCCUUGUAAAUGGCUUGUUGCCUCUGAAUCCAGCCCCAUAGGGGCUGUGUCUUUUGACAAGGAGUGUUGAGAACUGCUUGUGUCGAACUGCUUGCAUGUUUAAAUUAUUGAUGGUGUCUGUCCAGAUUGAAUCGGAGUAGGUAAAGGUUAAGAGUGAA